AGGAAACAAUGCAGUAACGCUGAUCAACAGGGGAAAAAAAUCAAAAUCUUAUUGUGGUGGUCAAAGCUAUGAAAUUCUGAACAUUUAUGUUUUGGAACAUUGGUGAGUUUGUUCCCACUUUCCUUCCACCUUCCUAUUUUAGCUUAUGCUUUAAAAAUACAUCCUUUAAUAAAGUUGUCUUCAAUAUUUGACUUAAAUCUAUUCCUUAUUUGGCAAAAUAAACCCAGUUAUAGACUUGCGUUCUACCACAGUCUAACUCGGAACUGCAGUCUAGGAGCAUGCGCACAAGUAGGCAAUUUAUCACAUUUUUGUACUGUUACACAUGUGUUUUUCUUAUAAAAAUAUUUUUUUUAUGAAUAAAUUAAAUAUUUAUGCAGCAUAACAAUCAUUGCUACUUGUACCCUGCCACAUUGUUCACAUCAUUACCUUUUAAUAAGUACAAUAUGGCGCAUGAUUAAUAAAAGGUAUCAUUGAUAAAAGGGAUGCAAAUGUUACCUUAAAAGCAGUGUUUAUUCCACUGCAGUUCUAUUGGGAUUUAUUGAACUGCAGUUUGAAAGUGUGUAAGGACCUCACACUUAACUGCAUCAGAUAUGAAUGUUUUUUAAGCUUUUUUUUUUUUGAAUACUCACUGCUGCAUCUGAUAUAUGUUUUAAGAACACUCAUUAUAAUUCUCUCAAGAUUUCUACAAAUUUAGCAAAAACACACAGCAAGUUAAUUGGACACAAUGACAUCCAUGGGAUGACAUUACUUCCUAGUGUGUGGGCAGUAAAUAUGAACAGCUACUCCAGAGUUCUGGUAUAAGAGCAUAAAACAAGUAAAUUAUCCUUCACAGAUUUCCCACUACUUAAAGCUGUUUACAACCAGCUGUUCUGGAGACAAACAACACUUUAUCAAGCCACUGAUCUCAAAAUAUUGGAAGCAUGUCUGGGUUAUGUUUGGUGUGGGCGAUCUCCUGGCCUGUUUUUUAUCUAUCAACACAGAAGAGUAAAUGACAGAAGUCAUUUAAAAGAUCCUGUUUCUAACCGGAUAUCCUAUUUGUUGAACUGGUUGAGUGAGUACAAUAAGAGCUAGGUCAGGAAAAGUGGGCCCCUUUUCAAUAUAGGUGACUAAUUAUAAGAAACUGCCUACACCUAAAAUUUUGGUAGCUGUACUUACACAUAAUGCUUACGGCUUCUGUUGGAUACAGUCAUGUCUAAGUUAAAGAUGUUGAAUGAAGCACAACUGUUGCUUUUCCUAUGUGUGUGUAUAGGAACGUCAACAGUACUAGUAUCUGGGGCACCACAGCAAGAAAGCUGUCCACAUGAUUGCACAUGCCAAACAUCAAGUUUGUGGGAUUUUAUAGAAAGCAAGAUGAAAGAAGUAAACACAGUGUAUGGAACAAGUGACAGUCUUGCCAAUACAAAGACGAGCUUGACAAGUUUACUAGAACGGCUGAAACCCUUCUUUCAACUAUUCCCUUGCUUAAACAUCCAAUGUGCUGUUCAUGAUGAUUGGAGCUUCGACUUAAGUGAAAGUGUGAAAUAUGCCACUUCACAGGGUGUUUUUGUUACAUUGAAUGUUAUCUGCCCAAGAGGAGCUGUGCUAAACUGGACUGACACUGCCCCCUAUAGUCAAAUUGCUGGUCUGACAGUAAGGGGCUGUGCUUUACAGAAGAACACAAACAUUUCAAUUGAAAACACAGUUAACCUGAUAGAAAUAGAUUUCUCUAAUGUUGGCACAAACUGGUUUAGGCACGUUACAAUCCAUGCUCAAGCACUUUCCAAUGUGUAUAAAUUAAGCUUAGAAAACAACAAUCUCACUACUUAUCCACUUGACACUAGUGGUUAUGGAAUGAAAAACCUACGUUGGCUGAAUUUAAGAGGUAAUCAUUUUAGUUCAAUAGACUGCGCUCUGCUGGAGAAAUACGAUACUUUAGUGGACAUAGACAUGGACAACAAUUUAAUCACAACCAUCCCCAACUGUGUGACACAGCACAGAUCUCCAAACCAUGCUAAAUUACAUUUACGUCACAACCUCAUCACAGACCUAGAAGCAUGGUAUGAACCAAAACGCGUCACCAGCUCUUUGUGGGGUCUUUAUCUUGACUACAACAAAAUCACAAGUCUGCGCAGAAUUGCCAGUUGUAACCUACAGAUUAUUCACCUCAGCCACAACAGUAUCAACUACAUCGAACCCUCCACAUUCUGGAGUUUGAAGUACCUCAUGGACGUUGACCUGAGCUACAAUAUGUUGAGCUACAUAGAGCCAGGGACAUUCACAGGUCUUCCCAUAAUAGACAAAUUAGACUUGAGCAGUAACAAGCUUGUUGUUAUAAGUGAGAGUAUUUUACCAACCUUCCUUGGGAUUUUAAAUGUUAGUGCCAACCAAUUGCAACAUCCACCUUUUCACAACCCAGACUAUCAAAUCCCACCAAUUAGAAAUAUAUAUGCCAAAGACAAUCCGUUCCGAUGUGACUGCACUAACUCAUGGUUACACAGUUACCUUCAAAAGGCAAACGCCACAGAGGUCUACUACCCAUCUUCAUAUGAAUUUCUUCACAGAGGAAAAUACAAUAACCUGUCACUUUCUACAAACCCAUUUAAGGAUAUAGAAGAUUUUCAAUGUGCGAGUCCAGCCAAAUGGAAAGAUGACAAAUUAUUAGAUCAUAUUGAUUUUACUUCUGUUUGCCCAGUGGUUGAAGAUUGCCCUUCCCCAUGCUAUUGUAACUGGGACAGCAGACUUAACCUAACAAAAGUCCACUGUGAAAAUCUAAAUAUCACAACUCUGCCAUCAGCGAUGCCAAAAGGCAACCUCAGUAUAUACUUACAGAACAACAAACUUGAAAUAAUCACAGAUCAAGAUUAUUUCUCAAGAGUACAUACACUUGUUGCCAGCAACAACUCAAUUGCAAAAAUCACCAGCAGGAUUUUCUGGUACAUAUCCCAUGUGCAGCUGGAUGGAAAUAAUCUAAAAAGUUUACCACAGGACAUAGAAAGUAUGAAAGGUCAUAACAUAACUUCCCUUUCACUGAGCCGGAACCCAUGGACGUGUUCCUGUGAAAACCUGUGGCUAAAGUCAUGGCUUCUUAAAAAGAGAAAAGUCAUCCACAUGGACUCCGUUAUAUGUACAAAUGAACCUGUUAAAGGAAAACCAAUAUCACAAGUAACGGAAGAAAUGCUGCUUUGUCACCCUGACAGCUACAUUCAAGUAGCAGUAUCUUUAGGCGUUCUGCUCUUGCUGACACUCAUAACAAUAGCAGUCUUAUAUAAAUAUCGCUUUGAGGUCAAGGUUAUCCUACACAGUCGCUUCAACUGGCAUCCCUUUGAUCGGGAUCAAGAAAUGACAGAAAAACUAUAUGAUGCCUUCAUUUCCUACAGCAGUGAGGACCGUUUAUGGGUACACACCACCUUGGCUCCCACACUAGAAAACCAACAGUUACCUUAUCGUCUCUGUAUGCAUUGCAGAGACUUUCUGCCAGGGGAGGCCAUAGACAACAACAUCAUUCAGGCCAUUCAAAACAGCAGGUGCACCAUUCUGGUACUAACAAAGAACUUCUUAAGGAGCAACUGGUGCAUAUUUGAGUUCCAGCAAGCCCACUAUCAAAUGAUCCACAAUGCUCACUUUAAAGUGAUCGUCAUCCUCAAAGAAGAUAUCCCAGCUAACGAGGAAAUGGACGAUGACCUCCGUGCCUACCUGAGAACUCACACCUACUUAGAGGCAAAGGACAAAUGGUUUUGGAAGAAACUACUGUAUGUGAUGCCAACAAUGAAUAAAAAUCACCAUGAAAGAGGGUAUAACCUUGCUCAGGAUGGUGCAACCAAUGUAUAAUGUCUGUAAUAAGAGGCAUUUCAGCAGCUUGAUAUUUUUUUAAAUAAAUGUUAAAUUCCAAAUAAGCAGAAAGAGAAAGACAAUCAACAUCAACAACUUUGUUUUUCACUUAUAACCAUGUACAUUUUAAUACUUUCUAAGCUUAAAGGGAUAACAACUGUUAAUUUUGGUAAAAAAAAAAACAGAUUUCCCAAGGGGAAUUCGUUUACCCUAGGGAAAUCUGUUUUUUUACCAAAAUGUUAAAUUCCAAAUAAGCAGAAAGAGAAAGACAAUCAACAUCAACAACUUUUGUUUUUUAGUUAUAACCAUGUACAUUUUUAAUACUUUCUAAACUUAAAGGGAUAACAACUGUUCAUUUUGGUCAAAAACAGAUUUUCCUAGGGUAAACGAUGAUUUCCCCAUACUUAACAAUAGUUAAUUAAUUCAUUUGGACAUUCAGAGUUAGUCCAUGUUAUUUUUCUUAUAAGUUUUUUUUUUUAAUA
Lingula anatina is the source of this 4289-nucleotide messenger RNA. RefSeq names its product toll-like receptor Tollo. NCBI's taxonomy places the organism in Eukaryota, Metazoa, Brachiopoda, Lingulata, Lingulida, Lingulidae. Gene Ontology annotation, biological process: signal transduction. Gene Ontology annotation, cellular component: plasma membrane. The record is from RefSeq and is a predicted model, not a curated record. Gene Ontology annotation, molecular function: protein binding; signaling receptor activity.